AUGAAUUUCAAUUUACUGAACCCGGCCACUGCGCCAGUCAUGGCGCCCCGAUUGGGAAAAAUGGCCAUUGCAGGCCGAAAAGCCAUCUUGACGCCACAUUAUAUCCCACUCAGCACGCGCGGCGCAGUCGCUCAUGUCGCCCAUGAUAUAAUACGGGAUCAGACGGCUAUAUCAAGCUUAUAUAUCGGCCUUGAGGAUUCCAUUCCUCCGAUAUACAAAAUACCCAUCGAACCACACGAGUCUGCUCUUCGGAAAUUCAUAUGCAUGCCAGAAGAUACCCUUCUAGUCAUGGGUCCGCGCCGCAUCCCACCCAUCACCUGCCCACCAACAAAUACACCCAACGCAAUCGCAAUCCUAACGAGCGUCGGAUUUCGCCAUAUGGCCGGCGAGGAGUACAUCGGCGCAAUAAAGAAACUCAAACCGGAUAUUGUGGUUGGACUUGCAGACCUGGUCGUCGGGCAGGCACCCGGUGUCAAGCGAAGGGUGAAGAUGGUGGACCGCACGCAUGCGUUUACGAUGGAUGCCACGGAGGAGCUAUACGGGGAGGGCGUUGCGGAGGGUGAACGGUCUAAAGCAGCGUAUUUUGCGCCUGUGUUGCCGUUGGAAAAUACACAGCAAUCUCUGUAUUUGGAGGAAUUGGAGGAUGAGAUGCGGCCGUAUAUCUCGGGGUUGGCGUUAUAUGAAGCUGCGUCGUUGUCUAUUGUCCCAGAGAGUCUGGGUAAACUGCCUCGAUUGCUGUUCAGCGCACCUACCACCCCCCAGGAUAUUCUACGGGAGGUGUCGUUAGGAGCAGACCUCCUGACAAUCCCGUUCAUGGGCGAAACCUCUGAUGCUGGUAUGUCCUUGACAUUUACCUUCCCAGCACCACCUCCAGAAACCGCCGAACCUCAACCCCUAGCAAUGGACCUAUGGUCCUCCGUCUUCACCACAGAUACCCGCCCUUUAGUCGAAGGCUGCCAAUGCUACACCUGCCAAAAACACCACAGAGCAUAUAUCAACCACCUCCUCUCCGCAAAGGAAAUGCUAGCAUGGACGCUCCUCCAACUCCACAACCACCACGUCGUGGACCUUUUCUUCUCUGGAAUCAGAGAAAGUAUUCAAUGCAGCACAUUUGAAGCGGAUGUGCAGGCUUUUGAGCGGGUCUAUGAGCCAAAAUUACCUGAGAAAACGGGCGAGGGCCCUAGACUCCGUGGUUAUCAUCUCCCACCGUCAGGAGCGUAUCAACCGAAACGUAAUCCCCGAAAAUAUGGCCGUCUUGACGAUGCAGCUGAGAGGUAUGCUGAGUCGACGUCAUCAAUUGCAACGCCAGAUGGUGGUGCGACUGAACUCGAGGAACAUGGGUUUGCGGAGAAGACUGCUCCAUGA
This is a messenger RNA of Aspergillus ruber CBS 135680, 1365 nucleotides long. RefSeq names its product tRNA-ribosyltransferase family protein. The transcript is spliced from 2 exons. NCBI's taxonomy places the organism in Eukaryota, Fungi, Ascomycota, Eurotiomycetes, Eurotiales, Aspergillaceae. The record is from RefSeq and is a predicted model, not a curated record. The coding region runs from base 1 to 1365 and encodes 454 amino acids. Gene Ontology annotation, molecular function: tRNA-guanosine(34) queuine transglycosylase activity.